CCUCACCGUCGGCCUUUUUACACUGUCAAUUCAUAUUUUGGAUCCGUUGAAUUUUGCCUUCCCUGUACACUGUCACAUUUUACAGUAUAGUUAAAGAAGCGCAGAAUGAAGGCGGCCAUAUUGAGCUCCCUUCUCAGGAGGAUCUAUACAGUUGCUCCGUCAUCAUCGUAUGUAUUGCGCCGUGGCUUUUCGUCCGAGUCGGUGCCGGAGCGGAAAGUCGCCAUUCUUGGAGCCGCGGGAGGGAUCGGCCAGCCGCUUUCUUUGCUCAUGAAGCUGAACCCGCUCGUCUCUAAGUUGGCCCUGUACGACAUUGCUGGAACACCCGGUGUCGCCGCUGACGUCAGCCACAUUAACACCAGAUCUGAGGUGACUGGGUACAUGGGAGAUGACCAGCUAAAACAGGCUCUGGAGGGAUCUGAUGUUGUCAUCAUUCCAGCUGGUGUUCCCAGGAAGCCUGGCAUGACCCGAGAUGACCUUUUCAACAUUAACGCUGGCAUAGUCAAAUCUCUCUGCACCGCCAUCGGCAAGUAUUGCCCAAAUGCACUAGUCACUAUGAUUAGCAACCCUGUGAACUCCACUGUCCCAAUUGCAGCUGAGGUCCUCAAGGGACUAGGAGUAUAUGAUGAGAAGAAGUUGUUGGGCGUGACCACACUUGAUGUGGUUAGGGCCAAGACAUUCUAUGCUGGCAAGGCCAAAGCCAAUGUGGCAGAUGUCAAUGUACCUGUUGUUGGUGGUCAUGCAGGCAUAACAAUUCUUCCAUUAUUUUCACAGGCCACACCAAAAGCCAAUUUAUCUGAUGAAGACAUUAAAGCUCUCAUGAAACGAACACAAGAUGGUGGAACGGAAGUUGUCGAAGCUAAGGCAGGAAAGGGAUCAGCUACACUCUCAAUGGCGAUGACUUUGGCUUCAAUAUCACAUCUUUAUAUUUGGUUGCUGUGUAGGUCUGGGAGCUCUAGCGAAUUGCAAAUUGGUAUAUUCGUGCCAAACUUUGCAUCAAUUUUAUCUGUGUGCGCUAUAAGAGGUGAUAUUUGGUUAGAAGUGGCAAGAGAAUCAGGAUCAAGCGGCAGCGGCGACUACUGGGAGGCAGUCCGACUAUAUAUUGGGAGUGUGUUGAUGGAAAUGCUGAUGGAGUAUCCGACGGUGACAAAUGCAGCAAGCGGUGGUCUUGGGUUGUUGAUGUUGAGGAUGGCGGAAUGGUGGUGGCGACACAGUGUGACGAUGGGGAGUGGAGUAUGGUUUGAAGGUGAAGAAGUUGGCUAUGGGCCGAGUUGUGGAGAUAUAGGUUUAUGGGAUAUUUGUUUUAACGUGACUGGGGUUAUGUGCCGGGUUGUGCUUGCUGGGCUAGGGCGUCGUGUGCAAUACCAGGUGAAACUUGGGAAGAAUGGUGUGGAGGAAGUCUUAGGUUUGGGUCUGCUUUCUGACUUCGAGCAGCAAGGCCUGGAAGCUCUCAAGCCGGAGCUGAAAUCCUCCAUUGAAAAGGGAAUCAAGUUUGCACAACAGAGUUAAAAUGGCUUCCAUGGCAUUUUGCAUUUUUUGUUCCCCAUGUAGGAGUUUCGAUAAAGCGUUUCAUGCUGUCAUAGAGAUGAAUUCUAUGGCGAAAUGGGUUAAGGGUACAUUAUUUAAAUAAUACCGACUAAAUAAUCAAGUUGUUCAGCUGUGAACUACGUUUGCUUGGUUAUGAGCGUUGCUUAAUGUGUAUGUUAUUCACCCUUAAUUAAGAGACGAAAAUUCCAUCUUGAGUUGGUUAA
Molecule: messenger RNA, 1748 nt
Organism: Olea europaea var. sylvestris
Lineage: Eukaryota; Viridiplantae; Streptophyta; Magnoliopsida; Lamiales; Oleaceae
Product: malate dehydrogenase, mitochondrial-like
Exons: 11
Coding region: 106-1506 (466 amino acids)
Biological process (GO): malate metabolic process; tricarboxylic acid cycle
Cellular component (GO): mitochondrion; cytoplasm
Molecular function (GO): L-malate dehydrogenase (NAD+) activity
Source: RefSeq, a predicted model, not a curated record